Molecule: messenger RNA, 1239 nt
Organism: Spodoptera littoralis (African cotton leafworm)
Lineage: Eukaryota; Metazoa; Arthropoda; Insecta; Lepidoptera; Noctuidae
Source: the annotation of a GenBank genome assembly
AUGUUAAACAAUAGUAUAAAAAUGUACAAAAUAACACAAUUACAAACAUUAAUACAACGAACAAUAUUGUUGAAUGCUAAACGGAAAGUCAGCGUUCCACGGACAUACUCCUGUCUAUGCGGACAAGUAUAUUUAAAAAAUAUACCACAUAAAUAUGAAAUUACUCGAGUACAUUCAACACAAAGUGAUCAACAUAGACAAAAAGUUGUCAUAGAGACGACAUCACCGAAGAUUGUCUAUGAAAAGUUAGAAGAAAAGGUUUUACCCGACCGUAGACAUAUAGAAUUAGGUUCCGGAUUCUGGAAAGAGAAUAUUAACCCGUAUUUGAAAUUAGCAAGAUGGGAUAAACCUAUUGGAAUAUACCUACUGUACUGGCCCUGUGCGUGGUCAAUAGCAAUGGCUUCGGUUCCCGGGACGGUCCCUCUACAGACGUCGUUACAGACGGCCGGACUGUUCCUGGUGGGCGCUGGACUGAUGAGGGGCGCCGGGUGCACUAUUAAUGAUAUGUGGGACAGGGAUGUUGAUGCCAAGGUAGAAAGGACGAAGUCCCGUCCCUUAGUGACAGGCGCGGUGUCUGAGACACAGGCGGUUGUGUUCUUAGCGGCUCAACUUAGUCUAGCACUGGCUGUGUUACUGCAGUUGAAUUGUUAUAGCAUCGUGCUCGGAGCUAGCAGUAUGCUCCUAGUAGUAACCUAUCCUUUAGCAAAACGCUACACGAACUACCCUCAAAUAUUUCUGGGAGCCACAUUCAACUGGGGGGCUCUAUUAGGCUACAGCGCUAUACAGGGUGAUCUGAACCUGGCGAUCUGUGGCCCCCUGUACAUAGGAGCGCUAGCAUGGACUGUGGUAUAUGAUACUAUUUAUGCGCAUCAGGAUAAGGAAGAUGAUAUGAAAGUUGGUGUUAAAUCAACAGCUCUAACAUUUGGUGCCAACACUCGUCCAGCGCUGAGCUUGUGCCUGGGUGUGAGCGCACUAUCACUGAGUGUAGCUGGACAAGCUGCAGAGCUGGGCCUACCGUAUCAACUCGCUGUAAUGGCUUACGUAGCUCAUGCUGCUAGACAGAUAUACACUCUUGACAUGGAGAAUCCGGAAGAUUGUGCAUCAAAGUUCAAAUCAAAUGCGUCAGUUGGUGCCAUUAUUCUCAUGGGUAUAUUAGCAGGAGGAUAUAAGAAAUAUAUGAAUAAUGUAGCUGAAGGUAAAAAUAUACAGGACACGGCAAAAAGCUGUCUAUUCAGCUAA